Messenger RNA from Macrobrachium nipponense, 2616 nucleotides. RefSeq names its product polyadenylate-binding protein 4-like (gene pAbp). Bases 235 to 2172 code for a protein of 645 amino acids. The transcript is spliced from 5 exons. NCBI's taxonomy places the organism in Eukaryota, Metazoa, Arthropoda, Malacostraca, Decapoda, Palaemonidae. The record is from RefSeq and is a predicted model, not a curated record. Gene Ontology annotation, cellular component: nucleus; ribonucleoprotein complex; cytosol. Gene Ontology annotation, molecular function: poly(U) RNA binding; poly(A) binding; mRNA 3'-UTR binding.
CCCUAUUUCAUUUACACGUAGGGUCUGUUCACGUGUGGUUGUGUGUCGCUAAUUUUAUAUUAGUAUCACACACCACUGACAUAAUCUUUGUCAUAAAACUUUAAAAAAAAAUCCAAAAAAAUCAUAAAAUCUUAAAAAAUCUAAAUAAAAAUUGCAAAGGGUUUUGAAACAGAAGUGAUUUAGAAACAUCUAUACUAUAGUUUGUGGCAUUGUUGGUUAUAACUCGGCAGCAAAAUGAAUCCUAGUGGACCUAGUUACCCUCUUGCUUCCUUGUACGUUGGUGAUCUCCAUGCAGAUUGCACUGAGGCUAUGCUUUUUGAGAAGUUCUCAUCUGCUGGGCCUGUGUUAUCCAUCAGAGUAUGUCGUGAUAUGAUCACUAGAAGGUCUCUGGGCUACGCAUAUGUAAACUUCCAGCAACCUGCAGAUGCAGAGAGAGCUCUUGAUACAAUGAAUUUUGAUGUAAUGAAGGGUAAGCCCAUCCGUAUCAUGUGGUCUCAACGUGAUCCAUCUUUAAGAAAGUCCGGGGUAGGAAAUGUUUUCAUCAAGAAUUUAGAUAAGUCAAUUGACAAUAAGGCAAUGUAUGACACCUUCAGUGCCUUCGGAAAUAUCCUUAGUUGCAAGGUUGCAACAGACGAGAUGGGUAAUUCUAAAGGAUAUGGGUUUGUCCACUUUGAGACAGAAGAAGCUGCGCGCAAUGCUAUACAAAAAGUAAACGGCAUGUUGCUGAACGGUAAGAAAGUGUACGUAGGAAAGUUCAUCCCAAGAGCUGAACGUGAAAAAGAACUGGGAGAGAAAGCCAAACGCUUCACUAACGUGUAUGUCAAGAACUUUGGCGAAGAUUUGGAUGAUGACAAGCUCUACGAGGUAUUCAGUGCUUUUGGCAAGAUUAGCAGUCACAGGGUUAUGGUUACUGAUGAUGGAAAGAGCAAAGGAUUUGGUUUUGUUGCCUUUGAGGAACCAGAAGCUGCUGAGAAGGCUUGUGAGGAAUAUAAUGGCAAGGAAUUGAAUGGGAAAAUCAUUUAUGUUGGGAGAGCCCAGAAGAAGGGAGAACGUCAGGCAGAGUUGAAAAAGAAGUUCGAGUUGCUGAAGAUUGAGCGCAUGAACAGGUACCAGGGAGUAAAUCUUUACAUCAAGAACUUGGAUGACUCUAUUGAUGACGAACGUCUGCGAAAGGAGUUCUCUAACUAUGGUACCAUCACUAGUGCCAAGGUUAUGACUGAAGAUGGUCGAUCCAAAGGAUUUGGCUUUGUUUGUUUCUCUACCCCUGAAGAAGCAACUCGUGCUGUCACAGAAAUGAAUGGCCGUAUUCUAGUAAGCAAACCCUUGUAUGUAGCACUUGCCCAGCGCCGUGAGGACCGUAAGGCCCAUCUAGCUUCACAGUACAUGCAGCGUGUUGCUGGCAUGCGCAUGCAGCAAAUGGGACAGAUGUUCCAACCUGGUGGCACCAGCUAUUUUAUGCCAACCAUGCCACAAGCUCAGCGCUUCUACUCGCCACAGAUGGCACAAAUCAGAGCUACUCCUCGUUGGCCUGCUCAGCCAACAGCCCAAGUGCGUGCAGGUGCUCAAGCCACUACGACCUUCCCUAUGCAAGCUGCUCCAUUCAGGACAGCACCCCGUCAAGCUCAGCCAGGUCCUCGCAACGUCAGACCCAUGGCAGCUGCAGCUGCAGCAGCUCAGCAACAACCCAUUCCCAACCUGCUACAAGCAGGUCGCCCAGUGGCCCCCAACGCAGGCGGUGUUCCUCCUGCAGCAAUUUCCAAUGCUGCCCGUGCUUCCAACUACAAGUACACAAACAACAUGCGCAACCCUCCUGCAGUUUCAGGUGGUGGCCCAGCUGCUGCAGCUGCUGUGGCUCCUGUGGCUCAGCCAGCUGUCCACAUCCAGGGUCAGGAGCCACUCACUCCAUCCAUGCUUGCUUCUGCCAUGCCUCAGGAGCAGAAACAAAUGCUUGGAGAACGUCUCUUCCCACUCAUUCGGGAAAUCUACCCAGAGCUUGCGGGUAAGAUCACUGGAAUGUUGUUGGAGAUUGACAACUCUGACCUUUUGCAUAUGCUUGAGGAUAGGAACUCGCUCAAAAAUAAAGUCGAAGAGGCUGUUGCUGUGCUUCAGGCCCACCAGGCUAAACAACAAGUUGCUGCCGUCGUGGCUGCUCAGAAGAAGGAAGACGUUUAAAUAGUAACUAACAAUGGAAGAUAAGCAGCCUGUAGUUGUCAUUUUAUUUUCUACAAGGUUAACUUUUUAUUAAUAUGUGCCCAAUCAUUGGAGUGUUUUACUAAUUUGGUUUAUUUUACAAAGGUCUAAGGUUUAUAAAUGGCCAAUGAUUAUUUGCACACUGUUAACUCCAAUUGAUGAGGCAUAAUCAUUUAGCUUGACCGCAACCACGUGAACAGUCUUUUGUCAAGGUAGGUGUCAGUAUAUAUAAAUAUAAAAAACCUAAAAAAAAUUGCAAAAUGAAAAAACCUAUAUUAAAGCCACUAGUUGGUUAUAAUGUAGCUAAAGUUCAUUAUAAUGCAACAUGGCAAGUCAGAACAUCAAUCAUGGUAGAAUAAUGAAAGGGAGUACUUUUUUUUUAUGUUCCGACAUGCCUACUUUUAUAAGGUGAAAGUGAUAAAAUUU